Molecule: messenger RNA, 2394 nt
Organism: Candida tropicalis MYA-3404
Lineage: Eukaryota; Fungi; Ascomycota; Pichiomycetes; Serinales; Debaryomycetaceae
Product: Elongator subunit
Exons: 1
Coding region: 1-2394 (797 amino acids)
Biological process (GO): tRNA wobble uridine modification
Cellular component (GO): elongator holoenzyme complex
Molecular function (GO): protein binding
Source: RefSeq, a predicted model, not a curated record
AUGACAAAUUCAGAAGUCGCACAAGAAGCCAUUUUCAUUGGCGCAAAUAAACAGAAUUAUGUUUCUGACUAUAACCCAGAGAACAAUAUUGUAGCCUUUGGUGCUGCCAAUACAGUUGCUCUUUGGAAACCAUUGGAUUCUAACAAUAAUGGGGUUUAUUAUACUUUAAAGAAACAUACUCAAGAAGUCACAGGAGUUAAAUUUCUUCCGAAUAGUCCUUACUUAGUUUCUAUUGGUGAAGAUCAUAUUGUAAAUGUUUGGAAACAAAAUGGAAAUUUAUAUGAAUAUUCCCAAUCAUUAACUGAACAUUCCCAUUCUGUUACAUGUAUUGCUGUUAUCAACGAGAAAGUUUUCAUUACUGGUGGAGCUGAUCAUCAAAUUAUCAUUUGGGUUUUUGAUGAACAAAGUGGAGAAUUCAAAUUGGGAGAAAAAUUUCAAGUCAAAUCCAAUUUCUUCCCAUUGACUUUAGCUAUUCAAGAUAUUGAAAUCGAUAACUAUUUAAUUGCCAUUGGUGGUACCACCAACAACGUGUACAUAUACAACUUUGAAUUAAAAGGAAAUAAAGUAUAUGCUUUAACUAAAAGUGCAGAAUUAACUGGUCAUGAAGAUUGGGUUAAAUGUCUUCAAUUUGUUACUGAAGUAACUCACAAGAAUUAUAUUUUGGCAAGUGGAGCACAGGAUAGAUAUGUUAGAUUAUGGAGAUUAAAAUUGAACGAUUUGAUUGAUGAUUCUGAUGAGGACCCGACCAAAUUAGUUUUGUUGUCCAAUAAGCAAUAUAAGUUCGACUUAGCUAGUGGUUCCAGAGCAGCAUUCAGUUUCGAAGCGUUGAUCAUGGGUCAUGAUGAUUGGAUCAGUGGAUUACAAUGGCACCCAUCUUGUAAGGAUCCAAAAUCUGCAAACAGAAAAUUACAAUUAUUGACUUGUACUGCAGAUACUGCAUUGAUGAUUUGGGAAAUGGAUUCUGAUUCUGGUAUCUGGGUUUGUGUUAAUAGAUUAGGGGAAAUGUCUGUCAAAGGUGCAUCUACUGCUACUGGUGCCUCCGGUGGAUUCUGGUCCUGUUUAUGGUUUAUUGAUUCAAAUACAGAGGAACACUAUGUCUUGGCCAGUGGUAAGACUGGGUCCUUUAGAGUUUACAAAUCAGACAGCGAAGGAAAAUCAUUCGAAAGUACUUUGGGUAUUACUGGUGCUGUUAAAGAUAUCACUGAUAUUAAAUGGUCAAUGGAAGGUGAUUAUUUCAUUGCCACUUCUUUGGAUCAAACUACCAGACUUUAUGCCCCAUGGAAAAAGAAUAACUCUGAAUCCUGGCACGAAUUUGCCAGACCUCAAAUCCACGGGUAUGAUAUGAUUUGUUAUGAUAAUAUCACACCAACAAAGUUUGUUUCUGGUGGUGAUGAGAAAAUCUUGCGUGUUUUCGAAAUGACUAAAUCCAUCAGUAAGUUAUUAGAAGGAUUAUGUGGUAUUAAAGUUGUUGAUGAAGCUGCCGAAUUGCCUGUCACAGCAUCCUUACCUGUUUUGGGAUUGUCCAAUAAGGCCGAAAACCAAAUUGAACAAGGUGAUCAACAAGAUGAAGACGAAGAAAAGACACCAGAAACAGCUGAUGAUGUUUUAGCUUCCCUUGAACAACCACCAGUUGAAGAAUACUUGCAAAGGUAUACAUUGUUCCCAGAAUUGGAAAAGUUGUAUGGACAUGGGUAUGAAAUCAGUUGUUGUUCUACUUCACCUAAUGGUAAGUUGAUUGCCACCGCAUGUAAAUCCAAUACUGCCAAACAUGCUGUAAUCAGAAUAUUCAACGUUUCAAAAGAUUACCAACAAAGUCCACAGGUGCUACUGGGACAUAAUUUGACUAUUUCAAGUCUUGAAUUUUCACCGGAUGGUAAAUAUUUAUUAGCUGUUUCAAGAGAUAGACAAUUCAGUUUAUGGGAAGUUGUCAACGAAGACACUGCUGAGUUUAAAUUAGUGGAAUUGAACACUAAAGCACACUCAAGAAUCUUAUGGGAUUGUUCUUGGUUGCCUGUUAAUAAUUUCUUUACCACUGUUUCAAGAGAUAAGCAAAUCAAGUUAUGGAAAGUUGUCGAAGACAAAGUUGAAUUGGUAUCAUCCUCUAAAUUGUCUGAACCAAUUACAUCUGUUUCUGUGUACAAAGGUGGUUUGGUCAAUAACCAUGCUGUCAUUGCAGUUGGUUUAGAAGAUGGUGGCAUCGAUGUUUUUACCGUAGAUAUGUCUAAUCCCGAGUUUAAGUUGGUUCUUUCAUUUGAAAAGGAUAUAACGCCUUCAGGCAGAAUUGAAAAAUUAAGUUUCAGUAACAAACUCCAUAAUAAGAGAUUUCUCUUGGGUGUUGGAAGUAAAGAUACUUCUGCUCGUUUGUAUAGUAUAGAUCAAUCAUCUUUUGUAUAA